This is a messenger RNA of Insectozyma verbasci, 998 nucleotides long. The record is from the annotation of a GenBank genome assembly. Lineage: Eukaryota; Fungi; Ascomycota; Pichiomycetes; Serinales; Debaryomycetaceae.
AUGAAUAGGGUAGCCAAAAGAGAAGCAAGAUUAAGGGGAUCAGGGUAUGUAAAGCAUUCACCAAGCCUCAUAAAUAUUAUACUAACAUUUGAAGUACUCGUAUUCUAUCACGAGCAAGAUUUUCCAUAAAUUUUGAUGAACUUAGACAAAAUUUUACCACCGCUCCCGAUUUUGAAUUACCUGAUAUAAAUGAUAAUUAUGAUCAAAUUGAACAAGAUAUAAUAGAAGAAGAAGAAGAGAAAGAAUUGGAAAAAGAAGAGUUAAUGGAAGAUGUUAAUGAAGAAAUAGAACAUACACCUGAAAAUCUACAACGAGUUAUUAUUCCCGCAUCGCCAAUUAAUCAAAAACCGUCAGAAACAGAAGAAAGACUAAUUAAACGAUAUACAGUGUCCGUCACUGGACCAAUUGAUUCAUUUAUACCAGUUCAUGAACCAUCGUUGCAUAUUAAUUAUCCUCAAUUGAAAAAUGUAAAGAAAGCUAUCAUGAGAACAACUCAAAUGAGAACCAGAUUAUUAGAUGUUUUGAGAUUUUUCAUAGAUACAUUUGAACCCAAAGACUUAAAUGAGGAACAAAAGGUUAUAAAUUCAAAAUUCAAACAUUAUCUUUUAACAUAUAUUGAUCAGUUGAGAGGUUUAGCUAAUAAUGUGGAAGUAAUUGGUAAAAAAAUCUAUUCAGUACAACGGAAGAAAUAUCAAGUUAGAAAAGAUAUAUUAGAAUUAAGAACAAGUCAUACUAAAGUUGGAAGCACGUUAAAUCAAUUGAGAAAUAAAUUGAAAAACAAAAAACGCGAACAACAAGAUGUUAAAUUGAUGUAUAAUCAAAUACUAAAUACUAAAGAACAUGUCGAAUUUUUUGAAAAGACUACUCCAAAACUAAGUUCGCAAGUUAAAUUGCAAUUGAAUACUUUGAAACUGUUGGUAAAUCCACAAAUGGGAAUAAGUUCAAAAUUGAAAGAUAUAAAUUCCAAGCUAGAUCAACUACAUGAGAAAAUAGAUUGA